Messenger RNA from Arabidopsis thaliana (thale cress), 4759 nucleotides. RefSeq names its product Formin Homology 14 (gene AFH14). NCBI's taxonomy places the organism in Eukaryota, Viridiplantae, Streptophyta, Magnoliopsida, Brassicales, Brassicaceae. The coding region runs from base 752 to 4444 and encodes 1230 amino acids. The transcript is spliced from 18 exons. The record is from RefSeq and is marked reviewed.
UGACAUAAAUUGGAUAAUAAAAUUAAAUAAAUGAAAACUAAAAAAAUUGAAUAAUUGUGGGCUUAACACAUAAAUACCAAAAAUUCUAUUUUAAUAUAUAGAGGAUCAAUCGUUACCAAAAACAAUUGACAAAAAUACGAAGAUAAUUAUUAAUUGGUGUUUACAUAGAAAAUAAAACGAGUCUCAUUCACUACAAAUUUCUUUUAAAUCACGACAAGAAAAUCUAUUUCAUCUACUUUAAUUUUAUUUUGUUAACGAAAAAGGAUAUUUUUAUAAUUUUAAAACCAAAUUUCUUAAUAUUCUAACGUCCAUAAAACGUUCAUUACAAUUGUCACAAAUGCAUGAACAAGCUUGGCAUAUACUACUGUUCGGCUACCCCCAAACCAAAAUAGAUAUUAUUAAAAAUAGGAUAUAUUAUAGUAUUAUCAUAAUUAUAAUUCCACAAAAUAUAUCAGAAAAUUUAACAGUUUGAAUAAUUUUUAUUCGAUUGAUGAGUACUUUUAUCAAAGAUGCAAAAAACAUAAAAGAACUGGGAAAUGUUAUUUUAAAUAAACCGAAAAAGCAAUCCGUCUCUGGUUUUGUAUCUGUCUCUCCUAAACAUUAUUCAAAAUUUGAAAACCAAACGUUCCCGAUUUUCAUCCUUUUGUCUUCUCCACCGGAAGCCUUUGCGCCGCAAUACCGCCGCCUCCGCCGCUUCAGCUGCAUCGGUGAUUGUAAAUAGCCGUCUUCUUAUUCUAACAAGGUUCUUCCAAUGUCUUUGUUAAGUAGAUUCUUUUACAAGAGACCACCAGAUGGAUUACUUGAAUUUGCUGAUAGAGUUUAUGUUUUUGAUUCAUGUUUUUGCACGGAGGUGUUGGCUGAUAGCUUGUAUCAGAUCUUCUUGCAUGAAGUUAUCAAUGAUUUACACGAAGAAUUCCCGGAAUCGUCGUUUUUAGCGUUUAAUUUCCGAGAAGGGGAGAAAAAAAGCGUGUUUGCUGAAACUCUCUGUGAAUAUGAUGUUACUGUUCUUGAGUAUCCGAGGCAGUAUGAAGGCUGUCCUAUGCUUCCUUUAUCAUUGAUUCAACAUUUUCUCCGUGUUUGUGAGAGUUGGCUUGCUCGUGGGAACCGUCAGGAUGUUAUUCUUCUUCACUGUGAAAGAGGAGGAUGGCCACUUUUGGCUUUUAUUCUAGCUAGUUUUCUGAUUUUCAGGAAAGUUCAUAGUGGUGAGCGUAGAACUCUUGAGAUUGUGCAUCGAGAGGCUCCCAAGGGUCUCUUGCAGCUGCUUUCACCGUUAAAUCCGUUUCCUUCUCAACUUCGUUAUCUUCAGUAUGUAGCGAGGAGGAACAUUAAUUCUGAGUGGCCACCUCCUGAAAGAGCUCUUUCUUUGGAUUGUGUGAUAAUUCGAGGUAUCCCAAACUUUGACUCUCAACAUGGCUGCAGACCGAUUAUACGUAUUUUUGGAAGAAACUAUAGUAGUAAAUCUGGUCUUUCAACGGAGAUGGUGUAUUCUAUGUCUGAUAAGAAAAAACCCCUUCGCCAUUACAGACAGGCAGAAUGUGACGUAAUCAAAAUUGAUAUCCAGUGCUGGGUUCAAGGAGAUGUUGUACUGGAGUGUGUGCAUAUGGAUUUGGAUCCAGAACGAGAGGUUAUGAUGUUUCGUGUGAUGUUUAAUACUGCAUUUAUCAGGUCCAACAUACUAAUGUUGAACUCUGACAACUUGGAUAUUCUUUGGGAGGCCAAGGAUCAUUACCCAAAAGGGUUUCGAGCAGAGGUCUUGUUUGGAGAAGUUGAGAAUGCAUCGCCUCAGAAAGUUCCAACCCCAAUAGUAAAUGGUGAUGAGACUGGUGGAUUGCCCAUUGAAGCCUUUUCUAGAGUUCAAGAACUUUUUAGCGGUGUGGAUUUGGCUGAGAAUGGAGAUGAUGCUGCUUUGUGGUUGCUGAAACAACUUGCUGCCAUUAAUGAUGCAAAAGAGUUUACAAGAUUUCGGCACAAAGGGAGUUUUUAUUUUAAUUCUCCUGACUCUGAAGAGGAGACAAACACAUCUAGUGCCGCUGAUAGUUCAGAUGAAGGCUUUGAAGCCAUUCAGAGACCUCGUAUUCAUAUACCUUUUGAUAAUGAUGAUACAGACGACAUUACUUUGUCUGUCGCUCACGAAUCGUCAGAGGAGCCUCAUGAAUUCUCUCAUCACCAUCAUCAUGAAAUUCCAGCGAAAGACAGUGUCGACAACCCUUUGAAUCUUCCAUCAGAUCCACCAUCUUCUGGUGAUCAUGUCACACUUCUGCCUCCACCGCCACCGCCACCUCCUCCCCCUCUUUUUACGAGCACAACUUCAUUCUCACCCUCACAGCCACCCCCACCGCCACCUCCUCCCCCUCUUUUUAUGAGCACAACUUCAUUCUCACCCUCACAGCCACCCCCACCGCCACCUCCUCCCCCUCUUUUUACGAGCACAACUUCAUUCUCACCCUCACAGCCACCCCCACCACCACCUCUCCCUAGUUUCAGCAAUAGAGAUCCUUUGACAACAUUGCAUCAACCUAUCAAUAAAACUCCUCCACCACCACCUCCUCCUCCCCCGCCACUGCCAUCUAGAAGCAUCCCUCCGCCAUUAGCUCAACCACCACCACCACGUCCUCCUCCUCCUCCUCCUCCGCCUCCUUCUUCAAGAAGCAUUCCUUCGCCCUCAGCACCACCGCCACCGCCACCACCGCCUCCGUCGUUUGGGAGCACAGGAAAUAAGCGUCAGGCGCAACCACCUCCACCUCCACCUCCUCCUCCUCCCACAAGAAUUCCUGCUGCUAAAUGUGCACCACCACCACCCCCGCCUCCACCUACAUCUCAUUCUGGUUCUAUUCGUGUUGGCCCACCUUCGACACCACCACCACCUCCACCUCCUCCUCCUAAAGCUAAUAUUUCAAAUGCCCCCAAGCCACCAGCCCCUCCGCCACUUCCUCCUUCAUCUACAAGGUUGGGUGCUCCCCCUCCUCCUCCACCACCACCACUAUCCAAGACCCCUGCUCCGCCUCCACCACCUCUAUCCAAGACCCCUGUUCCUCCUCCUCCACCAGGGCUGGGUCGUGGUACAAGUAGUGGCCCACCACCACUGGGAGCAAAAGGUUCAAAUGCACCACCACCACCUCCUCCUGCAGGAAGGGGGAGAGCUUCCUUGGGACUUGGAAGAGGCCGAGGUGUGAGUGUUCCUACUGCUGCACCUAAGAAAACCGCGUUAAAACCUUUGCAUUGGUCUAAAGUUACUCGGGCAGCAAAAGGUAGUUUGUGGGCUGAUACUCAGAAACAGGAAAAUCAACCACGGGCCCCAGAAAUAGAUAUAUCAGAGCUCGAGAGUCUUUUUUCUGCAGUUUCAGAUACCACAGCUAAGAAGAGCACAGGUCGCCGGGGUUCUAGUAUCAGCAAACCUGAGAAAGUUCAAUUGGUUGACCUGCGAAGAGCAAAUAACUGUGAAAUAAUGCUCACGAAAAUAAAGAUUCCUUUGCCAGAUAUGCUUAGUGCAGUGCUAGCCUUGGAUUCAUUAGCUCUGGACAUUGACCAGGUUGAAAAUCUCAUCAAAUUUUGUCCGACCAAGGAAGAGAUGGAACUGUUGAGGAAUUAUACUGGUGACAAGGAAAUGCUUGGAAAGUGUGAACAGUUUUUCAUGGAACUAAUGAAGGUUCCACGUAUAGAAGCAAAGUUACGAGUGUUUGGCUUUAAGAUUACCUUUGCUUCUCAGGUGGAGGAGUUAAAAAGCUGCCUAAAUACAAUAAACGCUGCUACUAAAGAGGUGAAGGAGUCUGCAAAGUUGCGUCAAAUUAUGCAAACAAUUUUAACGUUGGGAAAUGCUCUAAAUCAGGGAACUGCGAGAGGGUCUGCUGUUGGGUUCAAACUAGACAGUCUCCUUAAAUUAUCUGAUACUCGUGCUAGAAAUAACAAAAUGACUUUGAUGCAUUACUUAUGCAAGCUUGUUGGUGAAAAAAUGCCAGAAUUGCUGGAUUUUGCUAAUGACCUUGUUCACUUAGAAGCUGCUUCAAAGAUUGAAUUGAAAACGUUGGCUGAAGAAAUGCAAGCGGCGACUAAAGGCCUUGAAAAGGUUGAGCAAGAACUCAUGGCUUCAGAAAAUGAUGGUGCAAUUUCUUUGGGCUUCAGAAAGGUCUUGAAGGAGUUUCUUGAUAUGGCUGAUGAGGAAGUGAAGACGCUUGCUUCGCUAUAUUCAGAAGUGGGAAGAAAUGCAGAUUCUUUAUCUCACUACUUCGGUGAGGAUCCAGCUCGAUGUCCUUUUGAGCAAGUGACCAAGAUUCUGACUCUUUUUAUGAAAACAUUCAUCAAAUCCCGAGAGGAGAAUGAAAAACAAGCCGAGGCUGAGAAGAAGAAACUGGAGAAAGAAGCAAUUAAAGAGAAGUCAGCGACAAAGAAAGAUGGCGUCGAUAACGACAACGAUCUUAUCCAGCAGAUCCAUAGACAUAGAACAUGAACAAACAUCGGUCUUGAACGGAAGACCCGAGGUUUUCAGAUCGAUCGAUAAAAGCUUUGUUUUAUAGGACUCAAUGUUGCACAUACGGAACAAGAGCAGAGAUCUUUCCUAGAUCUUAGACAAAGUAGUCAACGUCUAUGAUGUUUAGAUGGAAGUGUUUUAUCUCUGAUCACUUCAUUGAUGUAAAAUCAGAGGUUCGUAUUUAUGUCCUAGAAAAUAUUUGAACUUACAUAGAACCCAGAAGUUAUAUUAUCUUCACUGUGCAGACAAAAACAUUUUUUUUUCCAAAGAAUAAUAAAUCUUCUCAUUUUACUU